AUGGCUGCAUUGCCUCCAGAAAAGCGACCUAUUCGGCAUGACUCUUCUCAUACGCAAGGAACCAUCAGUCUCCAGUCUUCCAAAACCUCCAAGCGCCUUAAUCAAAUCGACCGGAUCCGUGCGAACGGUGUUGGUGACCACAUCGCGCUACCACAAUUGGUAGUUUGUGGAGACCAGUCCGCAGGGAAAAGUUCAGUCCUCGAAGGAAUCAGCGGCUUACCAUUUCCUCGACAGGAUGGGCUUUGCACUCGAUUUGCAACAGAAAUCAUCCUCCGACAUGAACCCACGGAUAUCAAAACAACUGCAACUAUCAUACCCCAUUCGUCCAGAAGCGAUGAAGAAAAACGUCUCCUUAAUGCUUAUCACCACGUUCUUCACGACUUCGCCGAGCUGCCCAAUAUCAUCGAGCAGGCGGCGAAGCUCAUGGGCGUGCGUGGCACUGAUGCGCAGGCGGAGGGUCCAGCAUUUGCAGCCGAUGUCCUCAGGCUUGAACUCGUUGGUAAUACGGGCCUCCACCUUACCAUCGUUGAUCUUCCCGGGCUCAUAUCAGUCGCGGCGUCUGAAGAAGAUGUCCAGAUUGUUGAGAAGCUGGUGGACUCCUAUCUGCAACACUCUCGGACCAUAAUCCUUGCAGUCAUACCGGCGACCAGCGAUGUCGACACCCAGGGCAUCAUCCAGCGUGCGAGACGGUUCGAUGAAGAUGGUCUCCGCACCGUCGGAAUUAUUACCAAGCCAGAUCUCAUCAACGUCGGCACAGAGGCACGUAUCGCUCGGCUUGCCAAGAACUGUGACCGCACCAAACUCACGCUUGGGUUUUUUAUCCUGAAAAACCCCAGCCCGACAGAGUUGAAGGCAGGUAUGACCACAGAAGAGCGACGCAAGCUAGAACUAGCAUAUUUGUCCACCGGGGUUUGGAAGGAGCAGGGGCUAGAUCCUUCACGCGUUGGAAUCGACAAGCUGCGAUGUUUUCUGGAAGAAAUCCUAGACAGCCACAUUGAGCGCGAGCUACCCAAAGUUCGUGAAGAUAUACGACGUCUUCUCCGGGAGAAAAACGAAGAGCUCGACGAACUUGGAGCGGAACGGGAGUCUCCAAACCAGAUACGCAUGUUUCUGACAAAAAUUGCCACCAAUUACUACAAUGUCAUUCAAGCUGGUGUUGAUGGAUUUUAUGGCGGCCGUGAUGCAAGCUUCUUUGAAAUACGAGACGGACGACUCUCGGCUCGACUACGUGCCGCUAUCUAUAUAGAAAACGAAAAGUUCUCCGACAAUAUCCGACAGUAUGGUGAAUAUCGAAAAAUCGGCGACCCAGAUGCCAGGACAGACGAAGGUGGACAACUUCUUGUGACAGAAGAGGAGAUGCUUGACUGGAUUCGACAGGUAUAUGAUCAAACGAGGGGCCAAGAGCUACCGGGUAACUACAACCAAGCUCUCCUUGCGGAGCUAUUCCAUGUACAAUCAUCGCGAUGGGCUGAAAUUGCUCGAGAACAUAUCGUUGUGAUCUCGAAGAUCGUAUCGCAGUUUGUCAAUGGCGCGCUAGAAUACGCUAUCAAAGAUGGGAAGGUUCGUGAAAACAUUAGUCGCCUAGUCAGCACCAUGUUGGAGGCAAAUGUCGACGCAGCGCAACAUGAACUCGAAAGAAUACUGCAAGAUGAAACUCGACAGCCAAUCACUUACAAUCAUUAUUACACGGAUAACAUCCAGAACGCAAGAAACGAAGCCUCGAAGAGCCUUAUUGAGGACUCUGUACGUGAUGCAAUCGCAAGUGAUUGGGACGGUACACUUCACUUGCGGAACACAAAAAAGGACAGUGUUAGACUGGUAUCAUCCCUCAAAAAGCGUCUUAUCGUCGACAUGAAGGAGCAAGCAUGUUCAGAAGCGAAAACAGACUUAGCUGCGUAUUACAAGGUUGCACGGAAGACGUUCGUGGAUAAUGUCUGUCGUCAAGUCGUCGAGCGACAUAUUCUAGCCAAGUUGGCCGAUGCAUUCAAUCCCAUGACGGUUAGCUUAUAUUCGGAAGAGGAGCUUAUUAGCUUGGCGAUUGAGUCGCCGCAGAUUUGCCACCUUCGUUCGGAUGCUCGCCAGCUGCAAGCUGCUCUAGAGCAAAGCCUCCGUGAUUUAGCAGGAUAG
Messenger RNA from Penicillium expansum, 2127 nucleotides. Its product is annotated as putative dynamin GTPase. Gene Ontology annotation, molecular function: GTP binding; GTPase activity; microtubule binding. NCBI's taxonomy places the organism in Eukaryota, Fungi, Ascomycota, Eurotiomycetes, Eurotiales, Aspergillaceae. The transcript has 3 exons. The record is from RefSeq and is a predicted model, not a curated record. Gene Ontology annotation, cellular component: microtubule; membrane; cytoplasm. Bases 1 to 2127 code for a protein of 708 amino acids.